This is a messenger RNA of Athene cunicularia (burrowing owl), 1065 nucleotides long. RefSeq names its product E3 ubiquitin-protein ligase RBBP6-like. Gene Ontology annotation, cellular component: nucleus. Gene Ontology annotation, biological process: protein ubiquitination; mRNA processing; ubiquitin-dependent protein catabolic process. The record is from RefSeq and is a predicted model, not a curated record. The transcript is spliced from 3 exons. Lineage: Eukaryota; Metazoa; Chordata; Aves; Strigiformes; Strigidae. The coding region runs from base 262 to 612 and encodes 116 amino acids. Gene Ontology annotation, molecular function: zinc ion binding; ubiquitin protein ligase activity.
CCGAGUCGCCACAGCGAGCCUGGGAGCGCUGCUCGCAAGAGAGGGAGCGGAGGCUGAGCCGGGGCCGCAGGGCCUCUCCCCAUCGCCCAUCUGCUGGCCCGGGCUGCCAGGAGGAGCCGGGUGGGCGCUGCCGCCGCAGCCCAGCUCCAUCGCUGAGGGCCCCGGGCCGGAGGUGUUGCAGGGGCAGGGGCCGGGGACUGGCAGAUACCACCUGCCGCGCACGGCAGACCCUGUCAGGAGCAGGCGUCGCCGGGCCCAGCCAUGCCGUGCGUCCAUUUCCAGUUCUCCUCCCAGCUGCGCCGCGAUACGGUCACCUUCAGCGGCCUCCACAUCUCCCUCGGCGACCUCAAGCACGAGAUCAUGGGCCGCCAGAAGCUGAAGGCGGCCAACUGCGAUCUGCGGGUCACCAAUGCCGAGACCAGAGAAGAAUACACAGAUGACAGUGCUCUGAUUCCUAAGAACUCCUCGGUAAUUGUUAGGAGAGUCCCUGCUAGAGGAGUUAAAACUACCAGCAAAACGCAAGCUCUAACUCGAACUGAGCCAGCGAGUGGAACAUCAAAAGCAGUAUGUAAAAACACAAUCUCACAAUUUUUUUCUACACAUUGCACUUAAUUCUAAACAAUGUGGCCUCGUAUUAAUCUCCCAAAGAUGAAGUUAAUCUGUUCUGCAGUGAGACAUAGUGUAUGUUGUAGAGACCAUGUAUUUGAUUGACAGCACAGUGAAAACUGAGUAAUGCCAUCAUUUGCACAGUUCUAAUGUGAAUAUUGGUAUUUGUGCCUAGUGAGGCAUUGUGUUUCAUAUUGAAUAUGCUGGAAUAUUUCCUGAAUGACUUUGUGUUGUACAAGUAAUUUAGGAUCGUUUCUAGAUCAUGUAGGUUCAAGGUUUGCACAAUUCAAUUGGUGCUGUGUUCUACAUCUGUCUCUCUAGAGCUAGUAUGUUUGUAUAGGCUGUUGUAUGCUCUUUGUUUCUUGCAAUUAAAAUUGUUUGGAGUGUACUUUUUGCCAUUUUUGCAUUGUAUCACUUAGCUUUUGGUUUUAAGUACUUUCUUUGCCUAACAGUUUUGGA